Strongylus vulgaris is the source of this 738-nucleotide messenger RNA. The record is from the annotation of a GenBank genome assembly. NCBI's taxonomy places the organism in Eukaryota, Metazoa, Nematoda, Chromadorea, Rhabditida, Strongylidae.
GUAGCAGAAGCGCUUCUUAAUCCAUGGGGCCUGGACGAUGACGAUUUUGAAACGAAUGUGCUUAUUGAUAGGAAUUUAGCGAUGGGCCUAAAAAUUGUCGACGAAGGCUAUGGAAGGACUCCAGAAAUGCGUAAAGAUGCCUUUUGGGAUGAUCAAUGGGUACCACUGUACUCAGAAGAAAGUGCUUGGGAGAAGAAGUAUAAGCAUCACGAGGGCUCGUUAAGUCAUAUAAAGUUAGUUUGCUUCGUAUCAAACUUGGUUACAAUAUUGGACCGAUCAGUGUCGCAAGUUCGGAUGGUACCAUUACAUGAUGGGCACCCAAGCAGUGCGAAUAUGCGCAGAAGAAUGAGUUCAAUUAAAGAAACGAUUGUUCCGGUCAAACCUGAGGAAACAUCCCGUCGAUCAUCCAUAGCGCAGUUCAUUCGUUCCGCUUCCAAAUUAAACCUUAACACUGAAGGCAGAAAGUUAUCCCAAAUCGCCUCCACUCCACACUUCCGCAAUCACAGCGCCAAAGAACCAUCUGUGCGCAUGUUCAAUGGCCACGGUAACGACGAGGCUCAUGUGGUUACAGUACCCGGCAGUACCCCACGAUUCAGUACAUCAGUGAGCGGUGCCACCCUGGAACCCGAAGGCAUUGCGUCACCAACGAGUGGCGAACUGUCACGAGUGAUGUCCGGGGAAAACGCUUUGCAGAUGUUUGCCAUUGGUGAUGGUGAUUUCCGUAUAGGUAAGCAUUAG